UAGCUACUCUGCGAAAAAAAAACCCUGGUAAACACUUCUCUCCAGCAUGUCUUCUAGCAGCUGAGUUGAACGAUGUCCUCUCCUUUUGCCCGGUAGGUUACUUUGUGUUCAUGCAGCAGCUUUCCCCCUCCACCCAGCAUGGACGAAAACACUUUAAAACAGCUGGUGAAGCUCACUCAGGAGGGACAGCUGAGCUCUCUGGAGAAACGGAUAACACUAGGCGGCUCGGCGGCGGUUCAAACUGUGAGCAGCAAACACUUCGGUCGGUCAGGAGACACCCUGCUGCACUACGCUGCCAGACACGGACACCUGGACAUUGUGGAGUAUCUAAUAAAGCGGGUAGGCAUGGAUGUGGAGAUAUACAAUAACGACUACAAGAGGCCGCUGCACGAAGCUGCGUCCAUGAGCCACCAGGCUUGUGUUAGCUACCUGCUCCAGGAAAGAGCCAAGGUGGACAGUCUGAAGAAGGCUGACUGGACUCCCCUGAUGAUGGCCUGCACUCGGAGAAACCUCAGCGUGAUCCAGGAGCUGCUGCGCCAUGGCGCUGACCCUGCACUGAGAAACAAGGACGGCUGGAACUCCUUCCACAUUGCCUGCAGGGAGGGCGAUCCUCUGGUCAUACAGCACCUGCUUCUGGUCACGCCGGACGUCUGGAGGACGGAGAGCAAGACGCGCAGGACACCACUGCACACUGCAGCAAUGCACGGCUGUGAGGAGACUGUUAGGAUCUUGCUGGAGAGAUGUGGCUACACCCCAGACAGCACAGACAGCUGUGGAGUCACACCUUUCAUGGAUGCCGUCAGGAACGGACACAUUUCUGUGGCCAGGUUGCUUUUAGAGAAGCACCAGGCGUCUCCAACAGCAGCUGACUCACUCGGGGCUCAGCCGGUGCACCAGGUUGCUGUCACCGGCCAGGAGGAGGCGCUGUGGUUCCUGGUGCGGGACCUAAAUGUAGACGUGAACGAGAGGGCGACUGACAUCCAGCUCACUGCCCUGCAUUACGCUGCAAAGGAGGGCCACACAUCCACCAUAAAAACCCUGCUGGAGCUGGGGGCAGAUCUUUAUGUCCGGGACAAAAAGGGAAGAACUGCUCUUCACAUGGCCUCCAUUGGGCAGCACGCAGAUGUGGCCAGGACGCUCCUGCAGCUCGGACUCAAAGACUCAGAGGACGCGUCUGGCACAACAGCACGACAGCUUGCCAAGAAACCAGACAUAGUGCGAGUGUUUGAAUGUGGCUUACCAGACACAUAAACGACACCAGAGCGAUACGUAACACAGAUUUGCAAUUGGCUCUGUAAAAUUAAUUUAAGUAACCUGAAACAUUUUAUGUGAUUGCAGUCAAUCAGUUUAGAUUGUGUGGAUUACAAUAAAUGUGAACUUGUCCUGUGUAGUGUA
Molecule: messenger RNA, 1395 nt
Organism: Siniperca chuatsi (mandarin fish)
Lineage: Eukaryota; Metazoa; Chordata; Actinopteri; Centrarchiformes; Sinipercidae
Gene: ankrd16
Product: ankyrin repeat domain 16
Exons: 7
Coding region: 139-1251 (370 amino acids)
Molecular function (GO): protein binding
Source: RefSeq, a predicted model, not a curated record